UCCACUGUAAGCAGCGUGACAAAUCCUCAAUCUUCUUUCCUGUCUGUCAGAUUACACUCAGGGCGCAACACCCUCUGUAUCUGUAGUGACGUACGGGGUCGGAACGUGAAGCAUGGCUGGUGAAGGCGAAAAGAAACCUGUGCUGGAGAUGGUCCAGGCCGAUGGGGCUGAUGAAGGGUGUGUGACAUUUGUGCUGCAUAAUGAAGACCAUACACUAGGCAAUUCCCUCAGAUAUAUGAUCAUGAAGACCGUGGAUGUGGAUUUUUGUGGCUACACCAUCACUCAUCCAUCCGAGAGCAAGAUCAACUUUCGCAUUCAAACACGAGGCAGAAUUCCAGCUACGGAGCCGCUGCGGAGGGGCCUGAAUGAGCUCAGUGAUGUUUGCCAACAUGUUCUCAACACCUUUCAGGCGAGAGUCAAUGAGUUCAAAGAGAGGCAGGAGGAGCCGAUGGAAUGAAGAGCCUUUCGAAUGUUUGUCUGCGACGCUGCCAGACACAACUAAAGAUGGAUCCCCUUAAUAUCGCCCUUUUUUAUAUCUAUAUAUUUAUGUACAACUCCGCUCACUAAAUCAGUUGGUCAUGUCACAUUUAAUCACUUGUACAGUUUUCUUUUUUUUUCACACUAUUUUGGGAUCGAUGUGCGAUACGUAUGUUUAUGGAAUCUCUGUUAGAAAUACAGGCCAUUAAAUGAAAUCAAACAAUAUUGUUUUUCUUCUUUUUUGAUCAUUCUGACAGGAAACCUGAAAUUCUCCUCUCCCUCCUUUUUGAAGACGUAUUUGUCGGCCGUAGGAAGAUGUGGAAGCUUUAUGUCCUUAUUAGAAAAGGAAUGUGGUGGGUGGGGGGGAUUGGUGUGGUUCUAGGAAGACAUACGACUGUAAAUUAAGAGGGCUUAAUUUUUUUUUCUUCGAAGUUAAUCAUGUGCUGCCAGUCACAUGGGUCCAAAAAUGAAGCCUGCCUUUUUUUUCCAGCAGCACCUCUAAAGCUCACCAAACACCUUUUCUGUAGUCUGUUCCAUCAUGACAGACACAUCUGCUUUUUCAGCUAAGCUAACUGUUUCCUGCGCAUGGCUUCAUUUCUAGUGUCACCCGACAAGAAAACGAGUAAAAAGUAAAAAGAAGCAUAAGUGAAGGAUUUGGCUCAAAGCAAAGCACACAGGUCAUUAAAGUCAGCUGACCCAGUCACAACAGUGGCUCUUCUUAUUGCAAACAAAUGAAACUUUGAUUUGGUAGAAGGAAUGUGUUUUACCGUGGUCAUGUAUUCUUUGAUGACAGGAACUGCCAAUGUAAAUUUUAUGCUCAUUUCAUCUUUUUACUGCAUCAGCAAUUUUCAAGCACUCUCAGUGUAAGAGGACGUCCCCAAAACCUUGCAUGUCACAUGUUCAAAACCACAUCGCGUUGGUCCAACGGUCAACGCUGGGACACUGCUGUGAAGCAAAGUAUCUCUAGGCAAUAGAAUAACUAAGAUAAAAUAAGUGUUAUUUUUGUCUGUUUGAUGGUGCAGCUGAAGAUCAACAGGGAGAGAAUGACAUUCAGCAGAGGACUGUGAGUUGGAUUCAAUUGCGAGGAUGCUGCUGGACAUUGGUUGUUUAAUGUGGUUUUGGUAAAAAAAAUGUCCCGACGCUUUUAGUACAUGAAGUCCUCACUCCGGUCAAGUUUUAUUUAAAACCCAUUUUGUGUAUUUUUUGUUCACAAUCAAUAAGCGUUUCGUUGUUUUUCCUUCAGAUGUCUCAUAAUGCAGCACUUGUAAAGUUGUGAGUCUGAUUUGUUGCACUAAUUAUUACAUUUCAUGCAGUUA
Pungitius pungitius (ninespine stickleback) is the source of this 1793-nucleotide messenger RNA. It is a transcript of the gene polr1d, whose product is annotated as RNA polymerase I and III subunit D. The transcript is spliced from 5 exons. Lineage: Eukaryota; Metazoa; Chordata; Actinopteri; Perciformes; Gasterosteidae. Bases 113 to 457 code for a protein of 114 amino acids. Gene Ontology annotation, cellular component: RNA polymerase III complex; RNA polymerase I complex. Gene Ontology annotation, biological process: DNA-templated transcription. The record is from RefSeq and is a predicted model, not a curated record. Gene Ontology annotation, molecular function: DNA binding; protein dimerization activity.